Molecule: messenger RNA, 4421 nt
Organism: Scatophagus argus
Lineage: Eukaryota; Metazoa; Chordata; Actinopteri; Scatophagidae
Gene: pcif1
Product: phosphorylated CTD interacting factor 1
Exons: 16
Coding region: 154-2349 (731 amino acids)
Cellular component (GO): nucleus
Molecular function (GO): RNA polymerase II C-terminal domain binding; mRNA (2'-O-methyladenosine-N6-)-methyltransferase activity
Source: RefSeq, a predicted model, not a curated record
GCCUGCGCAGUGGCUCACCCCGUGUCCCUGUAAAGAUGUCUGAGCAGGCGGGGAGGGAGCGGAGCGGAGGACCCGAAACAAACGGACAGAAACCACUACUCUCCGCACCAUAACCGCAUAAGAAGGUCGAUGUCAUUCUGACGAGCAGCUGAGAUGUCCAGUGACAGUCAGGGAUCGGUGAAAGGGGAGGCGGCCAUGAUGCAGUCUCCCUCUGUCUCCGCCCCCUCUCAGGGACCGCCCCUUUCUCCGUCCAGCACCGCCAAGCCACCUGAGCUCCCAGAUGAGCUGGUCCAGGCUGGAUGGUCAAAGUGCUGGUCUCGGAGGGAGAACAGACCGUAUUAUUUCAACAGAUUCACCAAUCAGAGCCUGUGGGAGGUGCCAGUGCUUGGUCAGCAUGAUGUCAUCUCUGAUCCUUUGGGUCUGAAUGCAGCGCCAGCAGAGGGUGGAGACAGUAACCUUGGUAACGGUCAGAGGAAGAGGAGGGGCUCUGAGGAGCAGGGGGCAGUGCCUAACAGCUUCAAACGAGCCAAGGUGGAGCCCACCACGCCCAUCUCUCCCAGCACCCCUGGGGUUAAGCCCUGGAGCUCCGCCCCAGAUGACAAACAAACCCAAUCAACCACGCCCACCACUCCCAGCCCUGCCCCUGCUCCCUACAGACCAGCUGUUGUAUACUGGGAUCUGGAUGUCCAGACCAAUGCUGUGAUCAGAGAGCAUCGUCCCGCCAACCACCUGCCUCCACACCCUGAGAUAGAGCUGCAGAGGGCUCAGCUUGUCACCAAACUUCGGCAACACUACCAUGAGCUGUGCCACCAGAGAGAAGGUAUUGAUCCGCCCCGGGAGUCAUUCAACCGUUGGUUACUGGAAAGGAAAGUGAUUGACAAAGGUCAUGACCCCUUACUGCCAAGCGACUGUGAGCCCGUCAUCUCCCCGUCCAUGUUCAGAGAGGUCAUGAACGACAUUCCCAUCAGGUUGUCGCGCAUCAAGUACAAAGAGGAGGCCCGGAAGCUGCUGUUCAAAUAUGCUGAAGCUGCUAAGAAGAUGAUUGACUCCAGGAAUGCGAGUCCAGAGAGCAGGAAGGUUGUGAAGUGGAACGCUGAAGACACCAUGAGCUGGCUGCGCCGAGAUCACUCCGCCAGCAAGGAGGACUACAUGGACCGUCUGGAGCAUCUGAGACAGCAGUGUGGACCUCAUGUCGCCGCUGUCGCCAAAGACUCCGUGGAGGGAAUCUGUUCCAAGAUCUACCAGCUGUCAGCAGAGUACAGCCGCCGCCUGAGACAGACACACCUGAGCCUGCUGCAGGACCCCCCGACAGAGGCAUGUGCGUCCCCCCAGCAGUCCCGCUUAGUCUACUGUUACCCGGUGCGUCUGGCGAUCCCCUCGCCUCCUCUUCCUCGAGUCGAGCUGCACUUCGAGAACGACGUGGCCUGUCUGCGCUUCAGAGGAGAGAUGGUCAAAGUCAACAGAGGUCACUUUAGUAAACUGGAGUUGUUGUACAGGUACAGCUGCAUUGAUGAUCCUCGCUUUGAGAAGUUCCUAUCCAGAGUCUGGUGCCUCCUCAAGAGAUACCAGGUGAUGUUUGGCACAGGGGUUAAUGAGGGGACAGGCCUGCAGGGGGCGCUGCCUGUGACGGUGUUUGAGGCGUUGAACCGACAGUUUGGCGUUUCCUUUGAGUGCUUCGCUUCGCCGCUCAACUGCUACUUCAAACAGUUCUGCUCGGCUUUCCCUGACACCGACGGCUUCUUUGGAUCAAGAGGGCCAUUCCUGUCUUUCUGUCCAGCCAGUGGCUCAUUUGAAGCAAACCCUCCGUUCUGUGAAGAGCUGAUGGAUACCAUGGUGACCCACUUUGAGGAGCUGUUGGAUCAGUCCUCUGAACCUCUGUCCUUCAUUGUCUUCGUCCCUGAGUGGCGUGACCCCGUCACCCCGGCUCUGACCCGUAUGGAGGGAAGCCGAUUUCUUCGUCACCAGCUGAACAUCCCAGCCUACGAGCACGAGUAUCGCUCCGGGAGUCAACACAUCUGCAAGAGAGAAGAGAUGUAUUACCGGGCAGUACACGGUACAGCAGUACUCUUCCUUCAGAACGAUGCUGGUUUUGCGAAGUGGGCUCCGACUCCGGAGCGUCUGGCUGAGCUGAUGGCGGCGUACCGGCCCUCCCCAUCGCACCCCUCCUCCUUGUCCUCUCCUGGCCCCGCCCACAUCACGCCUGGAGACAGAGACUCCGCCCCUAAGGCAGCUGAUCGGUUGCACAGCGCUGUGAUGUCACCUGGUGGCCAUGACAACAACAACAACAGUAGUAGUAGCAGCAGCAGCAGCAGCAGCAGCAGUCCUCGAGACAAGAUGGCUGCUGUGUAGGUGAGGCGGGGCUUACAGUGACUGCGUCCCUUCACCUGUUGGAAAGUUGUUUAAAAUUUCUCUGUCAUACCACGUUAGUUUGUUCUGAUCGUUGUCUCGUCUAUUCAGAUUGUCCCUCACCUGCACCUGUAGCACAUCCUCAGCUUCUGUCAAAAUACCCACAAUGCUGCUCUGCCGUUCCCCCUAAAACCUGACUUAAUCCUUUCUGUUGGCCUUUCCUGUGUUUACUCAAACUGGUUCAUCCACGCUGACAUCAGCUCUUCUCGUUGGUCAAAGCUCUGACAUCAUAGGUGUCAAGGCUCUUGUUGCUUAGCAACAAGGACUGCAGCCAACAGAUGUAGUUAAUCAGCGAGCAGCGACUUGUUGGAGCUCAAGCAAUAAAAAUCGUUUCAUUCACCUGUGAUAUCAUCUGUGAUGUCACUGCUCCUCUGCGUCACUGGAGGAGCUCUGGUUGGUCCCCACACCGACAGGGCUUGGUGAUCGGUUGACAAGGCAGCUAUUACUAUUUACUGGACUUUCUUUGUUGAGUCGGACAGAAUUCAGCGAAAUCCUGCUCCAGGAUCCAUGUCUUCAGGAUGGCCUGGCCAAUCAGUGUUUCAGAAGAUGAGCUUGUUCAGUCAGUGGUGGAUUGUGGGAAACUGAGUUUUCAACAUGCAGGAGGAGGCGAAGCCUUCACAGUCAGGUCAUAUUUUCUGGUGGAGGCCGACUCACAACUGGGACUCUGAGGUUCCUCUGGUGUCAUCAUUAAACAGGAAGUGUGAUCAGAGACAUGACAGAUACGACCACCACCACUGGAGAUGAGGCUCCAUGUUAAGUUAAAUUGUGAAGUGUGAGGAGUUCUUGCUAUAAAAGUCUGGUUCCUCUUUCAUAGGCAGGGCAGAAUGAGUUGGAUUUGUCAGUUUGUAAAACACAAAGAUGCCCACCCACCCGACCUUGUGGAUUGUAUGCUAACAAUCUGACAUGUGGUCACCAUGUUUUAAGAGUCCCAUCCUCACACACUGUGGACUCCGGCUGCAUAUCCGCUGCUCCAUGGCUGACAGCCAGAAGAGUCCUGAAUGUGCUAACGUCGGGACAUACAGACUGAGUGCAGGGUCUGUACAGAUGCAGACACUAAGUUGUAAUGAUUGUAGUGACGAUUGAGAGUCUGAACAUUGUGGGGGGAAAAACAUACUCAUCCUGCCUUUAAGGUUCUGUAUGUAUAGACAGAAGCAGAUGUAAUUAUACUUUAUUUUGACAUUUUAUUCUUAAAGUAUUUGCAAUUUUAAAAAUUUUACUUUUUCUCAAAUACUUUUAUUGAAUUCAACUUUUGUUCACGACUGUGCACCUUUUGCCUGUAAUUUCUAUGAAUUUUUCUCAUGUAUGACGUAUUUUUUGGACAUUUAUCUUGGAAUAUUUUGACUGUAUUUUGUUAGUUCUUUUUUUCAGUGGCGUCAGUACAAUAAACUCACCAACAUUCAAUUCAUGAAAAGAAAUCUCUAAAAAAAUUAAAAAUGGCGAAAAAUAUUUGAGGGACCAGCCGCUCCUCACACUUCGUAACUCGUUACCAGUGGCUGAUAAUCUGUCUUCUGAUUGGCUAAUGAGUCAUCCUAUCAGGCAUCUGUCUCCUUGUGACAUCAUUUUCUGCCCCAACAGCAGCAGCAGCUGUGUAGAUAGUGUACAGUUAAAUGAUAUGAAGUCUGUUAUUUUCCUCAUCUUCAGUUAAAUUGAUUGAAAAAAAAUGGUUUUUUUUAUUAUUUGAGUUAAUUUAACAUAUUUUUUAAAUAUGGAGAUCUGUUUUCUGUAUUAUACAGCCUAUGAUAGUUUGUUUUAAACUAAACCAAAGUGUUAUUAAGAAGAUCUAUAUCUUGUAUGUAAAAGUAGAAGUGUGUAUGCAUCAGUAAUGCUGAAGUCUAACCAGCACAAUACCCCCCUACUUUAUUUUUUUGAAUUCUCAGUUGUGUAUGUAAGUGUUUUAUGUAUUAUUUUUUUCAUGGUUUUUGGGUUAUCUUGGGUUUCUGUUGUGCAUGACACCUUAACUGAUCGUAUUCCUGAAUGUGUUUUUUCAAGCUGAGUUUAAAGUCGAGGUGCCCCUG